AUGGCUCCUCUCGGGUCGCUCUUGUUGGCAAUGCUCGUGCUCUCGCUGCUGUCCUGCACUUCACUGGCCACCCCUGCCUCGCACCAGAAGCUACUCAUCUCCACCAUCUCAGCAGCACCGGCCACGCUGCCCGGCGUCGCCCCUCAGUCCUCCCCCUCCACCACCAUCUCCGCUGCCCCGUCGCUCCUCCCGUCCUCCCCUCUCUCCCCCUCCCCGGCACUGUCCCCCGACAUCACCCCGCUGCUUCCGUCCCCCGGCAACGAGGCGGCCGCCCCCGACGCGUCCAUGCUGCCAAUAAUCCCGUCCAGCCCCAGCCCACCGAACCCGGACGAAAUGCUUGCCCCCGGGCCCAACGGCGCGUUGCCUCCGUCCCAGGCCUUGCCAGUCGCAGCCUCGCCAAGGGUUGCGAAUUCGUUUGCUGGAGUAGUCCUCUGUUUGUCAGUAGCAUUGUGCUUGGUGUUGCUUCCCGGUGUGUGA
Molecule: messenger RNA, 477 nt
Organism: Eucalyptus grandis
Lineage: Eukaryota; Viridiplantae; Streptophyta; Magnoliopsida; Myrtales; Myrtaceae
Product: classical arabinogalactan protein 26
Exons: 1
Coding region: 1-477 (158 amino acids)
Source: RefSeq, a predicted model, not a curated record